AACAAGACCUGUGUGUGUUUCAACUGAGGCAGAAGUUUUAGCAGGACGGAGAGUUUUUCAGGGAAGCGGGACCAGCAGCGGUCAGGUUUUUAUCCCCGGUCAGAGACCCGCAGACCAAGACAUCUGUCAAUGAUGUUUGACAAACAGCAUUAUGAUAGCCCGCCGGUCUACAGCCCUCCUUUCACCGCACCUUCCAACAACGGCUAUGGUCCACCAGGCAGCUUCCACGGCCCCCAGAGUGACUACAACGCAUACCCGCCUCCACCGGGAUCUUACUACAUUGAGGACAAGCCGCAGCACUUCUACAAAUGGCUGUCGCCUCCAGGGAUCGUCAAAGCCAUGAUGGCUACCGUGAUCUUGCUGUGUCUGGCGAUUUUUGCCUGUGUGGCUUCCACACUCAUGUGGGACAUACAGUAUGGAUAUGGCGCGGGAUUGGGCUAUGGUGCUGGUAUAGGCUAUGGCAGCGGAUACGUUGGUGGCAGCUAUGGCUCAGGCUUUGGUAGUUAUGGAGGCUAUGGGAACUAUGGGAACUAUGGCUCCUACAUUUCUCCAUACUCGGCCAAAACAGCCAUGAUUGCCAUAGUAGCCAUUAACUUCGCAGGGUCCCUGGGCUUCUUCAUCGCCAGUUUUUCUAAAUCCAACAUGUUCCGCAGCAGGAAGUUCUUCCUGGCCAUCCUGAUAAGCACUAUCAUCAUGGCCAUUCUGCAGGGCAUCAUAAACAUUGUAUACAUUGUUGGAGUGAACCCAAUGGCGCAGAGUUCCUCCAGCAUCAUAUACAAUCCGCUGCUCGCGUUGUGCCAGAGCCUGCACCAGAACAGCUACUCCCAGAUGGGAGGAGUGGGAGGCUUCCCCUAUUACAAUCAGUAUCUGUACCAUUACUGCUUUGUGGAUCCACAAGAGGGAGUUGCUAUGGUGUGUGGAUUCCUGGUGGUCAUUGCCUUCGGUGUUGCUGCCUUCUUUGCGCAACGAACGAGAGGGAAGAUCUGGCGUUACGGGAAGCCAAACAUUUACUGGGACGAACCGCUCGUUGGUGGGAAGGCCUCAGAGGGCAGAGAUGUUGAAGAAUGGGUGAACAAUGUAGAGGAAAGUCGCAGCGUUCAGGAUGCCCCGACCCUGCUGGUUUCAGAGAAGGGAGGCGGUCUGCUCAACGCCUCGGCCAACAGUGUUAUCUCCUACCCCCCUGCCAAGGUGGACAGCAGCUCCUACAAUGGAGAUGCCUUUGACAACAAUGAAAGAUACCCAGAGAGAACAACUACUCGUCCAUUGGAAGUUUUUUCUCACGGUGGAGGGACGAGCUCCAGCCCUUCAGAGGAGACGGGCGGUGGCCGCAAGCCGUCAGCCCACAGGGGCAAAAGACGCCGGCGUAACCCGGAGCUGGAUGAGUCUCAGUAUGAAACGGAGUACACCACGGGCGGAGAGACGGGCAAUGAGCUGGAUAGCGAUGAACUGGAGAGUGUGUAUCCAGAGAUAACUUCAGAUGCGCAGCGCCAUGAAUAUAAGAGAGAAUUUGAUGCCGAUCUUUGGGAGUACAAGCGCCUGUGUGCUGAAAUGGACGACAUCAAUGAUCAAUUGAACAAACUCAGCCGGCAGCUGGACACACUGGACGAGACUUCUGUCAAAUACCAGACUGUGGCAGAGGAAUAUAAUCAGCUGAAAGAUUUGAAACAGACGUCAGACUACCAGUCUAAGAAGAAAAAGUGUCGCAGGCUGAGACACAAAUUGUUCCACAUCAAGCGCAUGGUGAAGGACUACGAUAAGAACCACUGAAGGAUCUCCUCAGUCCAGACUCACCUCUGUGGUUGACACAGAGAACACUCACAAACAGGGGCCAAGAUACACUCCGAAAUGCUACCGAGACUCUGACACACUGAGACCAAAGUUCCUUACAGAACCACACACACACACACACACACACACACACACACACACACACGGAACACGCUGUAAGCUAAUAACGGUAAUGUCUACUUGUUUCCUGCUCUGAUCGUUUACAUAUAAUCACCAUGAUUUUGGUAGCUCCUGAAAACGAGCCUCGCUCGCAGCUCCUUCUAGAGGAAUCUCUACAGUUUCCCGGAAGGGUAUGCCUUUUAUUUCAUGUCAGCAUCUGCAGGUGUGGCUGAAGAAAGGUUGUUUAAACAUCACCUGAUCUUCGGUCACACAUGAUAGCCCUGUGCUCGCUUUCAGUGACUCUGUUAACUCGUUGGAUUCGGGAACUUUUCUUUGUUUUAUCUCACUAUAGAUAAGAGAUGGAGCAGUAUUGUAGAGAACAUCGUGGGAGGUGAGGCAGCAAAUUUUCUGUCUCUUCAACACUUGGCAUGGUGUUAUCUUUGUCUGAAAAUGAUCCCGUGUUCAGUUUUUCUCACACUUGUGUCAGUGUAAGCACCUCAAACAUCUGUCUCUGAGGUUAACCGUUUCUAAUGGGACCAUGUGUUUUUUGUUUUUGUUCUACUGGCUCAGUAUCUUCUUAAAGAUUUUUGUUUUGAUUUGGUACAAAUGCAAUGAGACCAAAAGCAGACACACUAGCCAAUUAAAUGUGUAGCGUCAUGAUAAUGUACAUAUUUAUGAACGACUCUGUUUAUACUGCAUACCAAAAACAAAUGUAGACUUUACCGAGUUAGAGUAGUUCAUGAGAUUCUUUAGCAGUUGUACUCACCGAAUACAAUAAAUAACUUGUUUUUAAAUCAUUGAUCAUUCAAAAUGUGCUUAGGUCUAUGCAAGUUAGUAAUUUAGUAGAUUUAGCCAAAGUAGAGUUUUUUUUUUUUAUCAAUACACUCCUCAACAAACUGUCAUGCAUUCCUGUAUCUAUGUUAAGGUAUUUUUACAUUUUUUUU
Salarias fasciatus (jewelled blenny) is the source of this 2831-nucleotide messenger RNA. Its product is annotated as occludin-like. Gene Ontology annotation, cellular component: membrane; bicellular tight junction; transcription elongation factor complex. The transcript is spliced from 9 exons. The record is from RefSeq and is a predicted model, not a curated record. Gene Ontology annotation, biological process: positive regulation of transcription elongation by RNA polymerase II; snRNA transcription by RNA polymerase II; bicellular tight junction assembly. Gene Ontology annotation, molecular function: cis-regulatory region sequence-specific DNA binding. NCBI's taxonomy places the organism in Eukaryota, Metazoa, Chordata, Actinopteri, Blenniiformes, Blenniidae. The coding region runs from base 130 to 1767 and encodes 545 amino acids.